This is a messenger RNA of Nannospalax galili (Upper Galilee mountains blind mole rat), 4621 nucleotides long. RefSeq names its product SLAIN motif family member 2 (gene Slain2). Lineage: Eukaryota; Metazoa; Chordata; Mammalia; Rodentia; Spalacidae. Bases 380 to 2128 code for a protein of 582 amino acids. Gene Ontology annotation, cellular component: microtubule plus-end. The transcript has 8 exons. Gene Ontology annotation, biological process: positive regulation of microtubule polymerization; cytoplasmic microtubule organization; microtubule nucleation. The record is from RefSeq and is a predicted model, not a curated record.
GCCCCCAGCGCGACCCAUCCGCCAGGCCCCGCCCCGCCCCAGCCCACGCUUGGUCCUUUCAUCGCUCGUGGGCGGCCACGUCCUCCCCACGACGCUCUGAGGUCACCGACGGGGCUGGACGGCAGGGGGCGGAGGGACUAAGGGAAGAUGGCGGCCGAGGCCGGAUAUUGGCGCCGCCUCCCCCAAUCGCAGAGCCGGCGCAGAUGAGGCGGCUUGGCUGGGACCAGCGGCGCUUCGGAACCCGAGCUGGGGGGACCCUGGCGGUGGGGCCUGGUCCUGCUCUAUGCCGGCGCCUAGGCUAGCGUGAGCGGCCGCGGUAACGCCUCUCUUCCGCGGCGCUUUCCCUGUGGCUGCGAGUCGGAGCGGGCGGCGGGCCGGCAUGGAAGACGUUAACUCCAACGUGAACGCCGACCAGGAGGUGCGGAAGCUGCAGGAGCUGGUGAAGAAGCUGGAGAAGCAGAACGAGCAGCUGAGGAGCCGCUCGGGAGCCGUGCAGGGCACAGGCCUCCUCGGGCCCGGCAGCCCGGCCCGGGCCGGUGUAUCCACCCCCUCCUCGGGCGCGGCGUCCCCUCGGGGCUUCCCGCUGGGCCUGAGCGCCAAGGCGCCCAGCGGGGUCGGCUCGGGCCCACGGCGGACGAGCAGCGAGGACCUGCGGGACGCCGCCACCUUGUUGGCGGCGGACGAGGGCGGCUUGCUGGACGAGGUGGAGCCGCUGCGGCCCGAGGAGCUGGAGCGCCUGUCCGGCUGGGAGGAGGAGGAGGAGAGCUGGCUAUACUCAUCACCAAAGAAAAAACUUACACCAAUGCAGAAAUCUGUUAGUCCGUUAGUUUGGUGCAGGCAAGUUCUGGAUUACCCAAGUCCUGACGUCGAAUGUGCUAAAAAGUCUCUUAUCCACAAACUUGACCAGACUAUGUCAGCUCUCAAGAGGCAAAAUUUGUAUAAUAAUCCUUUCAACUCUAUGAGUUAUACAAGUCCUUAUAGUCCAAACGCCAGUAGCCCGUACAGCAGUGGCUUCAACUCUCCAUCCUCAACACCAGUGCGACCUCCUAUAGUCAAACAGCUUAUACUCCCUGGAAAUUCAGGUAACUUCAAAAGCUCAUCAGAUAGAAAUCCUCCUCUCAGUCCUCAAUCCUCUAUAGAUAGUGAGUUAAGUGCUUCAGAAUUAGAUGAAGAUUCAAUUGGAUCCAACUAUAAGCUAAAUGAUGUAACUGAUGUGCAGAUUCUAGCCCGGAUGCAGGAAGAAAGUCUCCGGCAAGAGUACGCAGCCACCACUUCUCGGCGCAGUUCUGGUUCAUCUUGCAAUUCUACAAGACGGGGUACUUUUAGUGAUCAGGAACUUGAUGCACAGAGUUUAGAUGAUGAAGAUGAUAGUAUGCAUCAUGCAGUAUACCCUGCUGUUAACAGGUUUUCUCCAUCACCACGCAACUCACCUCGACCAUCUCCUAAGCAGUCACCCCGAAAUUCACCUCGUUCACGGUCUCCUGCCCGGGGAAUAGAAUACAGCAGAGUGUCCCCACAGCCUAUGAUUAGCCGCUUGCAGCAGCCCCGCCUUUCCCUCCAAGGCCAUCCAGCAGAUUUACAGACAAGCAAUGUUAAAAAUGAAGAAAAACUAAGACGAAGUCUUCCAAACCUGUCUCGAACAUCUAACACACAAGUUGACUCAGUGAAGAGCAGUAGAAGUGAUUCCAAUUUUCAAGUGCCAAAUGGAGGAAUACCUCGCAUGCAACCUCAGGCUUCAGCUAUACCUUCUCCAGGCAAGUUCCGCUCCCCUGCAGCACCAUCUCCUCUGGCUCUUCGGCAACCAGUGAAAGCAUUUAGUAACCAUGGCUCUGGUUCUCCUAGUAGCCAAGAAACUACACAGUUCACACAAACCACCUCCUCACCUGGGCCUCCUGUGGUUCAGAACACAGUCCCAGCAAACCCCCCUAGCAAUAUCAACAGCACUACUCUAACCAGACCUGCGGGGACAACCACAAUGAGGAGUGGCCUGCCCCGGCCGAGCGCCCCUUCUGCAGGGGGUAUACCAGUGCCUCGCAGCAAGCUUGCACAGCCUGUUCGCAGAUCUUUACCAGCUCCUAAAACCUAUGGUAGUAUGAAAGAUGACAGUUGGAAAGAUGGCUGUUACUGACCAGCAGAGACAAGAACGCAGAGGUCCACAGCUUCAUGGAUACCCCUUCACCAGGCUGGAAAAUGACUUUUAUAUGCAGACUCUUCAGAUAAAGACUCUUGGGAUUUAUAAAAUCCCAGCCCACUCUGUCUUAAAUAGCACAAACCGACAGAGAUGAUCAAGCAGCACUUUAAUAACAUUUAAUAUCAGAUGUGUUUGGUAAUCAUACAAUCACUUUCCAUGGAGUCACUUUUAGUUUUGUUCAGUAGAAACACGGUUCUUUUUUUUUAUUUAAAUAUUUCACAGAGGCCAAUAUCUGGACAAAUACCUAGUGGAUGCCAAAGAAAAUGCCCAUUUAUAGACAGGAGAGUACCUUUGUACCCAAGAAGGUGAUGAAUUCAGGCUGUCCAAACGACGUUCAACCUGCUUUAAUGUACAAAUAGUAUCAAUAAAUAUUUGUGUUAAUGAGAACUAAUAUUCUGACUAAUUAAAGUGUUUGACUGGUACUCUAGGAUAUUGUAGAUUAUUAAGCUUAGGAGGGAGAAAGGAGAAAAACUAGGUGAAAAAUUAAAACAUGCUACCUAUAUUUAGGAGAGUUUUAUAAAUUAUUUUUUCAGGUUCAUUGGAAAAAGUAUCACUUAUUCAGUCUUAAAUUUGGGACAUAGCUCACUUCACACAUAGCCAUCCCCAGAUAGUGUUACAGCGUGCAUCCAUCAUGUUGCAUUGACAUAUCAGACUUCUAUGUGUUUGUUUUGAUUGCCAAAAGGGCUUACUAUCAGUUGUACAAUCUUUCUAAACUUUAUAGUUCCUGGCUCAGGAAAGAUGGCCUUUGUUAUUGAAGCCAACUUCUUCACAUGCUGUUAUCUGUCACAGAACUAAAAGAUCUUGUUUCUAUUACCAGGUUUCUAUGAUGGGGGAAAAAGCAAGUUGUAUGUGUCUUUACUCUUGAUAAAACAACACCUCAGUGCUUACAACCUGGAAUAAAACCAUACUACGAGAGAGGGGGUGGAAAUCUAUGCAUUUAACUAUAAAACCUCUGGUGAUGACAGUUGUAUUGUUGCUAUUAAGUGGCAUAACGGUCUAUUAUGUGGUAGGAAAAACUAGCUUGGUAAGUCCUACUUAAGUCGAUCCACUUCAAACUGAGUAACUGUAUAAAAUAUCUUUUUUUAAAAAUACUGUCCCUUUUGACUUAGAUCUGCCUUACAUCAAUUUUUACAUUGUUUGGUAACAAACCGUCUGACUAAUUUGCUAAAUACUUGCCCUCUAAAGGCUCAUGUGUAUAUAUAGUCUUUCAAUCACCUGUUUCAGUUUUACCAGAUUAUUACCAAACUGAAGCUUCCUUCUGUAGCAGACUUCUCAUUUUUUAUGAUGAGGUCUGUUUCUUAAAUGCUUAAUUUGAACAAUUCUAAAAUAUUGGCAGUUGGGUCACAUAAAAGGUUUUAGAGAUUUAAACAAAUCUCCUGCUAAUGGAGGACAUUCUGUAAGUCGACUGGAGCAGUGGAGGAAGAGAAGGCUUCCUGUUCAAGGCAGCACUGAGUUGAUAGGUCAAGAAAACGGUAAUACUUAGAACCAGGCCCCCAUUCUGCAAAUGACUGACACCAGGCAGUCCUUACUGACUGGACCCACAGGGAGACAGACAUUCAGCUAAUGCAAGCAGCUGCACGUGCAGCUGCCAGUGCUGCAGACUUAGUGUAGCAUGGAAGGGAGAAAUUGUGUCCUUGCAUUUGAAGGUGAUGAGGUGGAAAGGAUGGUAUCAUAAUUCUACAUAAUGAACUAAAAACUGUUGCUUUUCAGAGGAAGAUAAAGACAACAUCUGCUUUGGUAAAGGAGUAUCUCAUGUAAAUCUAAGUAAGUAACAAAGAACCAGCCACUGUCUCUUUGUAAAACCACGUGUACACAAAGCAAAGAGGUCUCUGUUCAGUGUAACAUUUCAAAAAUAAAUGCUGCAAUCUAAUAAUUAAGAAUCUUAAUGAACCAUCUAUUACAUGUUUUAAGUUAGAUAAUCGUUUCAAAAGGAAUAUUCAGGUUAUUAAACUUUGUUUAAAAUGGCUGCACCAGAAAAAAAAAAUUUUUUUUUUAACUGUUUUAUCACUUUGAGUGUACUUUGGGUCUGAGUUAAGUGAUUUCAUUUUAUGUACUGUUGCACUACCACAGACUCUAGGCUUGUAGUUUCCUAAAGAGAAAAAUUGCCUUUUUACUAGAAAGCCUUUGUGUAUUGCCAGUUUUUCUGUUUGGGAAAAUCUAAGGAUGUACUGUGGUUAGUCAUACAGGAGAAAUGGGGUUUGAUAAACUAGUGCCUAUGAUUUUAACUUAUGUUUGAUAUAUAGUAGUAAGGGUUUAUGAAUGUUGAUUAUUUUGUGCCAACAACCCAGAAUUGUCACUUAUAUGUAAGCAGAAAGCUGUGAUCUCUGCUUCCAAAGUUAUUUAAUUUUCCCGGUGUUUGGAUGUUAUUUUUUGUAAGUGUGUUAAUAAAAAGUGUAAAGAAUUGGAAAAAUAUAAAUAUUCUUAACUCAA